GCGAACACCAGUAGCUCAAAUUGACAUGUCGCUGGCAGUCCCACAUUGUAUUGCCACUAACCACCGUUCAGUUUCGGGGUAAGUACCCAGCGGGACGAGUAGUCGUUUAUCUUUAGCAUAAACUAGCACAUUUUGCGGCUUGACGCUUUCCCCGCACCAAUUGACUAAGCGGCGUCGGAUUCGGGCGUGACGAAAACAGCGCACGUUCGGCGCGGCGCUCAAAGUGGCCCACGCCGCCCCGGGCUCCCAAUCUUAUUCCUACCUCAUUGCAACACUAUCUGCCAAAAUGCCCAAGGAUCGAUACGGCGCCAUCCGCCACUUAUAUGUCUCAAGAGGAUGAUGACCGCGGCGGUGUGGUCUCUCUUUGCAGCUUGAUCCUCGCCCGCAGAAGAAAGCAGCCGCCAAGCAAUUGGCGGCACGGCCCCCCGCUGGAGCAAGCGGCUGGCCAGGGUCACAACCCGCCGGAGCACGGUUCACACCUUCCGGUAUGCGGCGCGAAAGCUCCAUUCGCCCGCAAUUACCGCUGGCCAUACUACGAAAGUUCCAAGAGGGCGUACUCUGUGGAGCCCUGGCAGCAGGGCCUUGCCGCCAUCCGAAUGGGCGGAUGCGGUGGAGCACGCGACUAG
Molecule: messenger RNA, 626 nt
Organism: Gaeumannomyces tritici R3-111a-1
Lineage: Eukaryota; Fungi; Ascomycota; Sordariomycetes; Magnaporthales; Magnaporthaceae
Exons: 3
Coding region: 324-626 (100 amino acids)
Source: RefSeq, a predicted model, not a curated record